Messenger RNA from Oikopleura dioica, 666 nucleotides. The record is from the annotation of a GenBank genome assembly. NCBI's taxonomy places the organism in Eukaryota, Metazoa, Chordata, Appendicularia, Copelata, Oikopleuridae.
AUGGGCAUUGAUGCCGAUAUCGACGAGGCCGCAAGAAGCAAGGUCGACGAAAGGCUGAAAGACAGUAUCUUCUGUCCAGUUUGCAAAUUAAUUUUGGAGGACCCUGUUAAUCUUAAUUGCUGCGGAGGUCACCUGUGCUCCAAAUGCCGCGAUGGUGUUCUACGGACCGGGUAUUCGAACUGCCCGUUUUGCCGAAAGCCGAACUUCACUGCCACAAAGGGGCGAUUAAUGGUGGAUGUUUUGAGCACUCUCAAGCUUAUUUGCCCUAAUACAGACUGUCGAUCUUCUAUUCCCUACGAAAAGUACGAAGAGCACAAGAAGAACUGCCUGGCACUUCAUGAGAAAAAAUGCCCAGAGUGCGAGCAGACUACUUCGUUGAGCAAGUUCCACGAGCAUUUUAAGUGUUUCGAGAAAAUGGCGGCUAAAAAUGCUGCUACGAAAGAAGAAAAUGCAUCUCUGAAAACGAGACUAACGGAAGCGGAGGAGCGACUCGCAGGAAUGACUGACGGCGGCGUGCCAUUCACGGCGGUGGUCGAUGAAAUGAAUUGGGAUGGGGAUGUGGAGACCACAAGAGAUGGCACAUCCGAGCCGGAGGGUCAGAAACAAUUGAUGAAGCACAAGUGGAUUGGUGGUAAAAAUGUACGAUACAAUGUCACUUUACUGUAA